UUUUGUCUCUACAUCUCUACUACCAAUUAAUCUAGCCAUGUUUGAAGCACGCUUGGUCGAAGGCAAAAUCUUCAAACAGAUCAUCGAGUCCAUUAAGGAUCUCGUCACCGACGCCAACAUUGAAUGUACGGAAGAAGAAAUUGCCAUUCAAUGUAUGGACUCGGCGCACGUGUCGCUCGUCGACGUGACGCUAUCCGCAGCAGCCUUUGAUCACUACCGCUGUGAUCGCAAUCUCUCGCUCGGAUUCAAUUCUGCCAACAUGAGCAAAAUCUUCAAAAUGAUGAAUCCGGACGAUGUGGUCGUCAUGAAGGCCGAAGACAACGGCGACGCGCUCACCAUGAUGUUCGAAAGCACCAAGACCGAGACGAUUGCUGACUUCGAGCUCAAGCUCAUGGAGAUUGACAGCGAACAGCUCGCUAUUCCCGAAACACCCUACAACUGCACCAUACAAAUGCCCAGUACGGAGUUCCAACGCAUCGUCCGGGAUUUGCAAGUACUCGGCGACACGUGCCAGAUUUCCUGUACCAAGGAAGGCGUGCGCUUCUCCGUCACGGGAAACAUUGGCACCGGCAACGUGCUCAUUCGUUCCAACGCUGCCGCGGAAAAAGAAGACGACCGGGUCGUUAUCGAAAUGCAGGAACCGGUCGAACUCACCUUUGCCCUGCGCUACCUCAACUUUUUUACCAAGGCGACUCCGUUGAGUGGACACGUCAUUAUCUCCAUGGCACCGGACAUCCCCGUCAUGAUCGAGUAUCCCAUUAGUGAAACCGGACACAUCAAGUUCUUUUUGGCACCCAAGAUUGAAGAAGACGCCGAUUAAACGGUCGAUUUUUGCGCGGGACCGCGACGUCAUGCGGUCGGGGGUACAAUCGUCACCGGAUACCAUUUUAUUU
Molecule: messenger RNA, 893 nt
Organism: Phaeodactylum tricornutum CCAP 1055/1
Lineage: Eukaryota; Bacillariophyta; Bacillariophyceae; Surirellales; Neidiaceae
Gene: PCNA
Product: proliferating cell nuclear antigen
Exons: 2
Coding region: 38-820 (260 amino acids)
Biological process (GO): regulation of DNA replication; leading strand elongation; mismatch repair
Cellular component (GO): PCNA complex
Molecular function (GO): DNA binding; DNA polymerase processivity factor activity
Source: RefSeq, a predicted model, not a curated record